UUGAUUUGACAUUAGUCUGUGGUGUCGUGCAAUGGCCGUUUGGAAAGACCGUUCCGUGGCGUAUCGCGGUCGUUUCUUUUAAGUUGUUCAAAAAGAACGUUUUCAAUAAAGCUGAAUUGGAGUACUAGUGUUAGUUACAGUGUUUUAAUAUUGGUGUUAUUGACUGUGGUAUAGAAAUUGGUGUAGACGUUUUCAAGAUCAUCGUUCACUAUUGUAAUUCGGUGUGAAAUUUUGUUAUUGAUUAUGUAAGUUGCGGCUUCAUGCUGUGCAUUACACCUGGCGAAAUAAUUGCUCGCAGUCUUCCAUUUCUGCGGUUUUGAAAGCUAACGACAUCAGCCGAUAUGCGACUGAUCCACGGCUCUAAUCGGCACCGCAGACAAGUCAACAUUGAUGCCAAAUUAAUCGCUCCACCACUUUAUUUAUCUACGUAGAUAGUAGUUUAGUUUUUUUUAAAGUUCAUUUACACGUGCGUUGUGAUAACACACAUGUGAAGUGAAGUGCAAGUGCUUGUGAUAACCGCCGCGUACCGGUUCGAUCUAGUUAGUGUCGUAUCAGUCCGGUUUAAUCCGGUUACGCCCGGUGAGGCCGGCGUCCGGGCCCGAUGUUGGCGGAGUCAUGGCGUUCAUGACGAAGAAGAAGCGAUAUAAGUUCGAAGUGCAGUGCUGCCUCGAGGAGCUCACCGAGGUGCCCUUCGUGUCCGCUGUCCUCUUCGCGAAGGUGCGGCUGCUCGACGGCGGCAACUUUCAGGAUCAUUCUAGCAGGGAGGAGGUUCGCAAACACGCGGUGCAGUGGAACGCGAACUUUUCGUUCGUGUGCAAGAUGUGCGCGAACGCGAACACAGGCGUGCUCGAACCGGCGCUUCUACGCGUCUCCGUUCGGAAAGAGUGCAAAGGUGGCCGGUCUUACCAGAAGCUAGGGUUCUGCGAUGUAAACCUGGCGGAGCUGGCGGGCGCCGGUGAGACCACGCGGCGCUGCCUGCUCGAAGGCUACGACCCGCGCCGCCGGCAGGACAACUCGGUGCUGCGGAUACGCAUCAAAAUGAAUAUGAUCUCCGGGGACCCACUCUUCAAAGUUCCCGAGAGAAAGCAGGAGGUCACGGAGAAGACGGGCGGCGACAGCGGCUCGGAGAGCGCGGCGGCGGCCGACGACGACUGCGCCUCCUCCACCGCCAGCUCGGGCUUCGGCUCGCUCACCAAGAAGAAGAACUUCGAGGGCGCGCCGGCCGCGCUGGCGACGGCGCCGCCGGCCGAGCCGCCCGCGCCCGACGCCGACGACGCGCCGCCCGCGCCGCCCGACCACAGCGGGCUGGCCGUGUCGGCGCAGAGUGCGGGCUGCGCGGCGUGUCAGCAGCAGCACACGCACUCCAGGAACUCCUCCAACACCUCCGGCGACAUGAGCAGCAAGGCGUCCGGCUACGGCAGCUCCGUGUCGGCGGCGUCGGCGCACUCGCGACAGAGCUCGGAGGGCGACUCCGUCGGAGACUCCAGACCCCACCAUAACAGCGUGCGCUUAGAGCGGACCACCACCACCACCACCACACUGUACGUGCCCGCUACGGGCUGCAAGCACGCGGGCCGGACGCUCGCCAAGCUGCUGCUCGAGAGAACCGUCCUGAACGAGACCUCCGAUCUCUACCUGUCGCCCGACACCACGCUCACGACCCCCGACGCGUACCUCACGCCCAACGCCACCCUCACGGGCCCCCCCGACGUCAUCCCUCGCCACGCCCUCCGCUCCCCCUCCAGCGAGGAGUACAAGACCCCCGACAGCACUAUCGCCGACGAGCACUCGUUCGCGAUGCCGACCUACUUCGACCGCAAGAAAAAGGCGGCCUCGAUAAUAGUGUCGGCGGUGCAGCCGCUCGCGAACUUCCAGAUAUUCAAACAGAAGUCGCUGAACACGAUACCCGCCCUGAUCGAGAGGAGCAAGAAAAACGAGGAGCUAUUCACGAACUUCCCCUUCCUGACGCCGCUCGCGCACAGGAAGAACUCGCUCGUGUCCAACUCGAACAGGCUGUCGGGGUGCGUCGAGGACGAGUUCUACUGCAUCCCGUCCGAGGCGGAGGCGGACAGCUCGCUGGAGCACAUCGACGUGCGGCACCGCUUCCGCAGCCUGUCCAACCGCGCGCUGGCCGACACGUCCACGCCCAAGGAGCUCGCGGGCCGCCGCAGCUUCCACGAGCGCGCCAGGAACCCGUCGUCGGGCUCGCUGACGGCGUCCGCGUCCGAGAGCGGCUCGCUGGAGCGCGCCAGACUCGCGCUGGCAGCCCGCGCGCCGCCCGCCGACGACCAGGUAGCGACCGCCCCGCCGCCUGCGCCACCAGCGCCACCGCCUCCCACACUGACGACUGUCCUUCGUCCGCAGCACGUGGUGUCCUGUCGCGUGGAGAACACGCGCGUGAACCCGGACUCGCUCAUCGACGAGCUGCUGGCCGCCACCGACCUGAAGCACGCCGUCGACGACGCCGCCGAGACGUCGGGGCUGCAGCUGUACAUCACGCGCGACGGCACGGCGGAGCUGGGCUCGCGGCGGCGCCAGCAGCUGGCGCGGCGCGACUACCAGCGCGUGGUGCUGCACCCGCACGACAACAGGUAGCCGCCGGCCAUCGCCGAGGGCGGCGAGCCCGCGCGGGAGCCCUGACGCCGGCGGCGGAGCGCCGCGGGCGGCUAGGGCUCGCGGCGACAGUAUUACACGAGAUUCGACGGACUCGGUGCACGACGCGAUGCGUAUUUAUUGUUUUGGAUAUUGUGUAAUAGAUUAUGCCAUAAUGUAUUUGAUCUGCGACGUGUGACUCGUCGGAGGAGCCUCCGGACGGUUGUGUUCGUGCGAUCGGAGCGGUUUCGUAUGAUUUAUAUAUUGUUUUUUUAUUUUAUUUUAUAUCGUAAGUAGGAUUCUUUUGUAAUACAUGACGACCGACACGACGACCGAAUGUUCCUAUGUGCCCCCCCCCCCCCGUGACGACGUGCUCCCGGUGCCGUAGUGUAUCGCUCCAUAUUCUCGUCUUUCGUUUCGCCGACCGCUAGUCUGACGUGUGCGUCUCGUGUCCCUUGUACCCUAUUUAAUAUUUAAAUGAAUCCGCACAUGUUUUAUCUAUUUAUUUAUUUAAUCGCGAUGAAGUGCUCACGUAACUGGUGCUAGGCGAAGUAUACCUGACGGCGAAAUCGUAUUCUUUGCGUUUUUGUAAUUUUGAAUGUUUACUAAUAAUUUUAUUGAUAUAUUAUUGUUAUUACCGAGAUCGGCCCCUCCAUGUUGAAACUGUAUACUUCCGAAUCCCUCCAGUUUUCCGUUUUAUAAAGUAAUUGUUGUAAAUAUCCAAUGAAGUGCCAAACGGCUUGUCCACACGGGCGGAGAAACGUUAGCGAGGUCGGCAUUCGACCGUGCGGAGAGGUUUAUCUAAGUCAUUCCUUUAUGUAAAGCUUAAGCGUGGCUUGCCGUUAAUCGUAGCUGGGCCGGCGUUACCUUCGAGGAACUAAUGCUUUUUAUUUGGUUCGUCGAACGUGACGCCGACGUAUUGUAAUUAAUAAAUUGCGCAUAAAGUUUGACGGCGCACGCGCCUUGUUAUUGUAUCAUAUUGUCUUGUAAUACAGCCUGUACAGUAUUUGAAUAAAGGAAGUGUUUAGAACUA
Molecule: messenger RNA, 3625 nt
Organism: Nymphalis io (European peacock)
Lineage: Eukaryota; Metazoa; Arthropoda; Insecta; Lepidoptera; Nymphalidae
Product: protein FAM102A
Exons: 13
Coding region: 616-2595 (659 amino acids)
Source: RefSeq, a predicted model, not a curated record